Messenger RNA from Ruditapes philippinarum (Manila clam), 4742 nucleotides. RefSeq names its product heat shock 70 kDa protein 4-like. Gene Ontology annotation, molecular function: ATP-dependent protein folding chaperone; ATP binding. The record is from RefSeq and is a predicted model, not a curated record. The coding region runs from base 256 to 2784 and encodes 842 amino acids. Lineage: Eukaryota; Metazoa; Mollusca; Bivalvia; Venerida; Veneridae. The transcript has 17 exons. Gene Ontology annotation, biological process: protein folding. Gene Ontology annotation, cellular component: cytosol; nucleus.
GCUUCGUAAAAUCGGAAGGCGUCGAAUUUUCACGCGUGUUUACAAUUUCUAAGAAGUUCUCGAACAUUCGCUAAGUUUACAGCUAAAUCAGUUAAAAAUAUUGCAUUGGAGGUUGAUCAGUUUACUCCUUAGAUUGUUUUGAGUCGUACCUGGACAAAUUAUCUUUCUGAUUGAAGCAUAUAUUUCAGACCGGCAUUUUUCUAUUUUUUUCUUCAAUUUUGUUAAUUUUCCUGCCGACGGCAAAGGAGGUGAAACAUGUCCGUUGUUGGGAUUGAUGUCGGGAGUUAUACUUCUUAUGUUGGAGUUGCAGCGGGUGGUGGUAUUGAAACCAUAGCUAAUGAGUACAGUGAUCGAUGUACCCCAUCUUACGUUUCUCUCGGUGAAAAGAAUCGAAGUGUUGGCACAGCCGCCAAAAAUCAAGCAACAACCAAUUUGAAAAACACGAUUACUUGCUUCAAAAGGUUUUUAGGGCGUAACUUUGAUGACCCGAUGGUACAAAAUGAAGUCAAAACAUACCUUAAGCCAUUUACAGUUGUGGCUGGGUCUGGUGGAGAAACUCUUAUUGAGGCAAACUACUUGGGGGAGAAGCAGUUGCUCAAACCAGAGCAAUUAAUGGCAAUGUUAUUGACCAAGUUAAAGGACACAGGAGAAAAGGCAUUGAAAACCAAAGUUGUUGAUGUUGUAAUAUCUGUACCUAGUUUCUAUACGGAGUUGGAAAGGAAAGCGAUGCUGGCAGCAUGUAAAAUAGCGAGUCUUAAUUGUCUGAAGAUAAUGAACGAUACUACUGCUGUGUCUCUUGCAUAUGGUAUCUACAAACAAGAUCUUCCAGCAGAGAAUGAGAAAUCUCGUAAUGUUGUGUUCGUGGAUUUAGGAUAUAGUUCCAUGCAGGUUGCUGUCACUGCAUUCAACAAAGGCAAACUCAGGGUCUUGGCAACACAGUCAGAUGCCAACUUGGGAGGACGAGAUUUUGACCUUUUAUUGGUCAAUCAUUUUAUAGAAGAAUGGAAAACUAAGUACAAGAUCGACGUACUCGCCAAACCGAAAGCGUAUAUACGACUGACACAGGAGUGUGAGAAACUGAAGAAAUUGAUGAGUGCAAAUACUCAGCCUAUUCCUAUAGAUAUUGAAUGUUUUGUGGAUGAUAAAGAUGUACAUGGUAAAAUGGAGAGAUCAAAGUUUGAAGAAAUGGCUGGACCAUUAUUACUAAAGGCAGAAGCAGUAUUUAAGAAAAUACUUGAAGUUUCUAAGAUGAGUCCAGAUGACAUAUAUUCUGUAGAAGUAGUGGGUGGAGCAAGUCGUAUACCUUCGAUCAAGGAGCUAGUUUCCAAAGUUUUUAGGAAGGAACCGAGCACAACAUUAAACGCAGACGAGGCUGUUGCUAAAGGCUGUGCCCUGCAGUGUGCAAUUUUAUCACCAACAUUCCGAGUACGUGACUUUGCUAUACAAGAUUGUCAGUUAUACCCUAUUACUCUAUCAUGGCAAGGUGGUGGCCUUGAUGAGGACAGUUCUAUGGAAGUGUUCCCACAAUUCCACCAAUUUCCAUUCUCGAAGAUGUUAACAUUCUACAGGAAAGAACCAUUUACAUUAGAGGCAAGAUACAGCAAUCCUAGUCAAGUUCCAAGUCAUCAAUCUGGUAUAGGUGUAUACAAUAUAACAAAUGUUCAACCACAAGCAAACGGGGAAAGUUCUAAAGUGAAAGUGAAAGUAAGAGUUAAUAACAACGGUCUGUUUACUGUACAGUCAGCAAGCAUGUAUGAAAAACUUGAAGGUAAAGAGAAUGAACAAGAAUCUGAAUCUAUGGAGACAGAGCCCCCUAAAGAAGGACAAGCUAAACAAAAACCAGAGAAUGAACCUAUGGACACAGAACAAGGUCCCACAGAAGCCCCACCCACAGAAAACAAUACUGAACAGAAAGAUGCUGAAAUGAAAGAAGAAGGCAAAAAUGAAAAGAAGGAUGAAGGCAGUGCAAAAAAAGAGAAGAAACCGAAGGUUAAAAGUAUUGAUUUACCAGUAGAAUCCUAUAGUUCUGACUUCCCAGCUGAUGUGAUAAACCUGCUACAGGAGAAAGAGAACCAGAUGAUGAUGCAGGAUAAGUUAGAGAAGGAAAGAUGUGAUGCUAAGAAUGCAGUAGAGGAGUAUGUGUAUGAGAUGAGGGACAGACUGUGUGGGCCAUAUGAAGAAUUCUGUCAAGAGGAUGUACGUGAAAACUUUAACAAAUUACUUGGAGAUACAGAAGACUGGUUAUAUGAUGAAGGUGAAGAUCAACAAAAACAAGUCUACCUGGAUAAACUAGCAGAACUUAAAAAAUCUGGUGACCCAAUUGCAACAAGAUAUAAAGAGUUCAAUGAGAGACCUGCAGCUUUCAAUGAGUUAGGUGCCGGUUUACAGCAUGUAAGAAAAUUCCUGGAUGCCGUAGAGGCAAAAGAUGAAAAGUUUGAGCACUUAGAAAAAGCAGACAUUGACAAAGUGAAAAAAUGUUUGAAGGAGAAACAAGAGUGGUUUGAUAAACAAAUGAAUGCACAGAACAAGUUGAAAAAAUAUGAAAAUCCAACUGUAUUAACAGUUCAAAUUAGAGAUACUAGACAGAGCUUAGAUACAACAUGUAAUCCAAUAAUUAACAAACCUAAACCAAAGCCGAAAGAGGAACCACCAAAAGACGAAAAGAAAGACGAGAAAAAAGAUGAGAAGAAGGGAGAUAAAGCAGAAACAAAAGGCGAAGAGAAGAAAGACUCGCCAGCAGGUGAUGCAAAACCUAACGGUCCAGCUGAUAUGGACGUAGAUUAAUGGAACAAUAAUUAUGCUUAGAAUCAAUAAAUUAUUCGAGUCUUUAACAUUUGUUAUUGUAUCGACAGUGAAAGACAUGUUUAUAUAUUAAGCUUUUUUGUGAUAAGCUGUACGACACUACAUGUAUUUAAUGAAGUUAUAUUUUCAUUUUUCGAUGCUAUGUGAGUGCUAAAUGAAUGAAAAAGGCGAACAAAAUCACCAGACAAGUUUUGAUUCCGCUGGAGUUAAUUAAUUUACAAAUGAGAAACAGUAAUCAUUAUGACAGUUCAUUUAAAAAGGGAACAUUUUGCAAUAGAAUAGUUUUUAUUUGUCACUUUAAUAAAACUAGGUUAAUAUUUGUAUUUAUUACUCUGGACUAAGGCAUAUCACUGAAAAUUUGCUGCAAACUAUCUACAAAGUUAGGCUCAGGGAAAGUCCUAACAAAAAAAACCUGUCAUCUCGCUCGUCUGAAAUCCUACAGUUUCAGAUAUUUAAAGAAUGUAUUCAUGGUUCAAAUUGCACAUUGAUUUAAGAAUAAAUAUUAGAUGUUUGCGAUUGAACUUUUUGCAUUGAGGCAAUGCAGGUAUUUCAUAUUAUCAAAGUAAUACUUUUGCACUGUGUGUUGACUUACACUGGAUUAUGGAUAGUUAAGAAUUGAUUGAUCAGUGUUUAUUUGUUUGUGUUAGUUUUUUUAAAAUACAAAUGUUUUGUUUCUGUUUUAAUGGUAAUUUUAUUUGUCUGUGGUAUUAAAGACGUUAAGCAUAUUUUCUCUACAAUACACAUGUUUCAGAAUAUAAUUAUUCAACAUAUCACAUAAAAGAAUGUUUUAAUUCUUGACUGAAUUGUUGAAAGAUUUACAUCACUGGCAACAAUCAUGUAUGUAUAUCUAUAUUAAGACACAUACAUUUUGUAUUGCAUUGCUAUUUCUAGCUUGAAAUGUUAAAAAAAACUAUGCAGGCCCAUUUUUCCUGGUGAAUAUUUGUUCAUUUUAACCAAAUUGAAUAUAUAUAUUGUUUUACCAACAAUAGAAAAGAAUCUAGUUUUUACUACAUUGCAGUUUAUUGUUAAUACUCAAUAGGAUUGUUACUAUCUGUAUUGGUAAAAUAUUCAGGGUAGACUGACUGUGCAGGAUAGUACUUGAAUUCUGGUUUAUAUAGCCAAGUUUUUAUGGACUGUUGCUGAAUUUUGAAAUGGUUUAGAAUAGCAUUUAUUCAGAAAUACGGCUGUUUUAUUUCUUUUGACAUGCAAAGUCUUUUGUGACAUUCUAUCUGCUGUUUUGACAAUUCUGAAUAUUAUAUUCCAAAUUUAUGAUGUAUUCUUCAAUUUCUUGUAUUUUUUGGGCUGCAGCAGGAAUUCUACAAGGAAAUUAAUUGCGUAAAGUAUGCUGUUAAGUUUUAAUUAUUUGUACAAUACAAAACUUAGCCAAGUAAACUUGCUUAAAUCAUGCAUAAAUCAAUGCAGCCAUUUCACUGGAAUUUAAUAAAUAUAAAACCUUGUGUAUUUUAAACAAUGUAUUUCAACCCCUGGUCAGUUAACUUCAAGUAAAUUAUGGCUCUUCAGAUAUAAAAUAUAACCUAGUCUGUUAAAACAUACAAUACAGUAGAACAAUACAGUAGAACUGAAUGAAUUUGCAUCUUCAUUUGUUAACAAAGCUUGAAACCGUAAGUUGAGUUGGUGAGAAAAAAAAAGAGUGCUAGGCAUUUAAUACACUACUUCAUUGAUUUAUAUGUUAUAUAUACUGCCUUAGAUGAUAAAAUUAAACCAGUUUAGUCAAUUUCAAAUUUUUUUGUUUAAUAAUAAAAAGUUGGUGUAACAUCCAAAUUACUAAAUUCAAUGAAAGGAGUUAAAUGUAUUAAUCAAUUUUGUAAUGAUUUCAUAUGUAAAUUGUGUUAGUACAUGUUGUCAUGUAUGUUGCAAUUAUUGUGCAUGUUUCAUCAACAUGUUAAUAUAAAAUAAACAAUCAACAGAGAAAAAAACAA